Saprolegnia diclina VS20 is the source of this 1562-nucleotide messenger RNA. Its product is annotated as CILIATE-C4 protein kinase. Gene Ontology annotation, molecular function: ATP binding; protein serine/threonine kinase activity. The transcript is spliced from 6 exons. Gene Ontology annotation, cellular component: nucleus; cytoplasm. The record is from RefSeq and is a predicted model, not a curated record. Gene Ontology annotation, biological process: mitotic DNA damage checkpoint signaling; protein phosphorylation. Lineage: Eukaryota; Oomycota; Saprolegniomycetes; Saprolegniales; Saprolegniaceae. Bases 149 to 1486 code for a protein of 445 amino acids.
AAACGGCCGACGUGGCAGGCCCACAGACGUCGCUGCCUGACGAGAACAAGCAUUCGGCUUCGGACCACCGUCAGAGGCAGCGAAGGCUACGAGCUCAGGCCACUGAGGCUACGAGGCGGCGCAGUUUGCGACGUGGUUGGCAACGGAGAUGCUAAGUGGAUGGCAACCGCCUCUGAAUUUCUAUUUCCAAGAUCCAACAGAGCUAGCUAUUAUUACGCGUUCGAUGGAGACAGUGUGCUCCAGCGCAGAGCUGCGGCUUGCGUCAACGCUCCUCAACGUGCCACCCGGUGCCAAGCCGCGGCCGCAGUCGGUCUCGUCGGCGCGCCGACAGACACCGCAGCAGCUCCGACAACUCGCAACCAAAAAGCGACCACCGAGUCCACCGGAAGACCGGUGGCUGGCUGGCUACACCAAAAUCAAGAAGCUUGGCGCUGGUGGCUUUGGCACCGUCUGGCAAGUGAUUGACGCCAAAACGAGCGCGGCUUUCGCCCUUAAGCAGAUCCCCAAAGACGAGGCGCUCAUGAGCAAUGCCGUGGCAUCUGCGAUUACCGAGGCGCGAGUCGGCACGACCUUGUUUGCGGGCGUCGACGUGGUUGGCGACAAGCUCCGGCAACGACUUCCGCCGUCGUCGUCGUCGUCGUCCUCGGCCAAGGGACCGCAGCUCGAGUGCAUUGCGCAGCUGUACCGCGUCAUUGAAACCAAGCACGAUCUCUGGCUCCUCUUUGAACAAGGCGGCGAAACGCUGCAUAAUAUGCUGUUUGAGAUCAAAGGCGAUUUCUACCAAGGCUCGCGCGUCUACAAGAUUCUGCACAAACCACUGUAUGUCGCCAUGCAGGAAAACAUCCAGCUUCUCAAGACGCUUCUGCGGCAGCUCAUCUCGGCGGUCGCGACGCUCACUGAGCUCGGCGUCGUCCACGCCGACAUCAAGCCCGACAACAUCCUUGUCACGUCGACGCUGCUGCCCAAUGGAAAGCGCGAACUCCACUUGAAGCUCAUCGACUUUGGCGCGGCGUUUCGCGCGGCCUCGCCGCGCCUCUCGUCGGCGACGACACCCGAAUAUGUCCCACCCGACAUCCACGAGCUCUUGCGCACCAAGCACAGCGCCAAUCACAUCAAGCUCUACUUUGAGGACCACUGCACGCCGCAUGCCUUCGAUAUGUGGUCGGUCGGAAGCGUCUUCCUCGAGAUUGCCGCCGGUGUCCCUAUCUGGUUUGCCUUCAAGUCCCGCGUCGAUGAGAGCGCCAAGCCCCGGCUCGUGACGGGCCUCAUGUCGGCGCCCGGCCGACACCCCGACAAGAUUGCACUGCGCCAGACGUACGUGGCCGGGAAUCUCGCCAAGUGCCUGCGCGACUCGCCCGGCAUGAACGUCGAGAGCAAGCGCUGGCAACACGGUGUCGACCUCCUCCAGCGCAUGCUUACCGUGUGUCCGCGCCAGCGCAUUUCCCCGCAGGAGGCGCUCGCCCACCCUUUUCUCAGCGCGUUAUAACAAGGCCGUAAAUCGCUUGAGGACUUUUCUAGCGAUGGGACAGAUUUUCCAACAACGAAUUUGUCAUACUUCGAGG